GGGUGGCUCUUGUGGUUGGAGAAGGGAAUGAAUACUUUGACAUCCUAACAGUCACUUGAAUUGUCCACCCUUUCUCCCUGCAGAGAAUGCACAGGAAUCACUGCUAAUGCCACAAGGUGAUGGAAAUUCAGCAACCACAUUAUCAGUUCUACCCAUUACCGUCUCAACUCAGCUGUCUGCCGUGACUGCGGCACGUUCAACAUCACCAGCACACUCAACUUCCACUGUCCCAGAAGACAUUAAUCGCCCAACCACAUCAUUAGUUCUACCUGUGGUCGACGCCUUGUCUUCCAGCCGCCGAGCCAAUGCUCCUUGGCCCAGCCUAUCAGAAGACUGGGCCGUGGUGAGGCUGGUAAAUGGCACCAGAAGAUGCUCUGGAAGGGUGGAAGUCUUCUACCACGGCACCUGGGGGUCGGUGUGUGAUGACGGCUGGGGUCUAAAGGAGGCUCAUGUUGUGUGCAGGCAGCUUGGGUGCGGCCAGGCAGUGUCUGCCCCCCUGGGUGCCCACUUUGGCCCAGGCUCUGGAAAGAUUCUCCUGGAUAACGUGCACUGCAGUGGUGAGGAGAGCCACCUGGCCCUGUGUGCCCACGAUACCUGGUUCACUCACAACUGUGGGCAUGAGGAGGAUGCUGGAGCCAUCUGCUCAGGUUCUCUGACGACAAGCCCCUCCCCUCCAGGUAAGACUGACUUGGCCGUUUCUGUAUCCUAUUCUUAGUUCUAGUUCUGGCUGGCUAAUAUUUACCUGGGUGUUAGAAGUGGAAUGGACAUGACCCUGUUAAAUCAAGCUGUAAGCAGUUUCCAGAAGUUGGUUUGAUUGGUCCCUAUCACUUAAAGCCUCAAAGGUUUUCCCAGUCUAUAGUUCAACUCCACCAUAACACAGGGAACCCAGAAUAUAGGCAUGUGGGGCUGACCUUGCUCUUGUGCAAUCAGGUUCUUCUCUAGGAAACCCACUAAUCUUGGCCAGAAUGACCUCUCUUCUGGGAAGCUGCUUGAGGGUAGAUCCCAGGCACCAUUUAGCUUGGCGGAGAGCUGAACAGUGAAGAGCAAUAUUAGCAAAGAGGGAAUUCAGAAAUUAGCUAAAUACCCAAUCAGCCAGGUGCCAGAAUCUUCCUAAAUCAGAAUGAAAUUACCAGGCAGCCACAGGCAAGACAGGAUACUUAUGGGGCCAUUGGAUAACUGGAAAGGUCACUGAUUUGGGGAUAGUUGUCUAUGACUAUGCCCAUCAGUCAUCACAAACCACUUAUUUGAGAGAAAAUUGCCAUUCACUUUCCAGAAUAAUUAGAUCAGAAAAUCAUCCCUCUGGAGUCUGUGGGGCCUGAUCCUUUGUAACAGGUGAAGACAUCACAUCAGUUGAAAAUUUAUGCUUAUGUGCUUUUGGAGUACCUCUGCCAU
This is a messenger RNA of Acinonyx jubatus (cheetah), 1392 nucleotides long. Its product is annotated as putative DMBT1-like protein. The record is from RefSeq and is a predicted model, not a curated record. Bases 107 to 715 code for a protein of 202 amino acids. The transcript has 7 exons. Lineage: Eukaryota; Metazoa; Chordata; Mammalia; Carnivora; Felidae. Gene Ontology annotation, cellular component: membrane.